Echinops telfairi (small Madagascar hedgehog) is the source of this 2191-nucleotide messenger RNA. RefSeq names its product taspase 1 (gene TASP1). Bases 96 to 1349 code for a protein of 417 amino acids. Gene Ontology annotation, molecular function: threonine-type endopeptidase activity. The record is from RefSeq and is a predicted model, not a curated record. Lineage: Eukaryota; Metazoa; Chordata; Mammalia; Afrosoricida; Tenrecidae. The transcript is spliced from 14 exons. Gene Ontology annotation, biological process: protein maturation.
AGGGCUCGGGACCCAAGCUGGAUAGAUUCCUCUCCUGAAAUUACGUUUGGAUGGAAGUAUGCUCUUUUCCCGUUAGAAGAUGAUACUCUUGGAGAAUGACCAUGGAGAAGGGGAUGAGUCCAGAAGGACUGCCUUCCAGCUCAUCUCAGACUUCAGCUAUUAAAGUAACAGCCCAGGAGCUGGAAACAAAGCAAUCCUGUAAAGAGAAACGAGGGGGCUUUGUGCUGGUUCAUGCAGGUGCAGGUUAUCAUUCUGAAUCCAAAGCCAAGGAAUAUAAACAUGUAUGCAAACGAGCUUGUCAAAAGGCAAUUGAACAGCUACAGGCUGGUGCUCUCGCAACAGAUGCAGUGACUGCAGCUAUUGUGGAACUUGAGGAUUCUCCUUUUACGAAUGCAGGAAUAGGAUCUAAUCUCAAUCUUUUGGGUGAAAUUGAAUGUGAUGCCAGCAUAAUGGAUGGAAAAUCCUUAAAUUUUGGAGCAGUUGGAGCACUGAGUGGAAUCAAGAACCCAGUUUCAGUUGCAAACAGACUUUUGUGUGAAGGACAGAAGGGCAAACUGUCUGCUGGCAGAAUUCCUCCCUGCUUUUUAGUUGGAGAAGGAGCCUACAGAUGGGCACUAGAUCAUGGGAUAUCCUCUUGCCCUCCUAACAUCAUGAAUACAAGAUUCAGUUUAGCUGCAUUUAAAAGAAACAAGAGGAAAUUAGAGAUGGCAGAAAGGGUGGAAACAGAUUUCAUUCAACUAAAGAAAAGAAGACAAUCAAAUGAAAAGGAAAAUGACUCGGGCACUUUGGACACAGUGGGUGCUGUAGUUGUGGAUCAAGAAGGGAAUGUUGCUGCUGCUGUCUCCAGUGGAGGCUUGGCCUUGAAACAUCCAGGGAGAGUGGGACAGGCUGCUCUUUAUGGAUGUGGUUGCUGGGCUGAAAACACUGGAGCUCAUAAUCCCUACUCUACAGCUGUGAGUACCUCAGGGUGUGGAGAGCAUCUUGUUCGCACUAUACUGGCUAGAGAAUGUUCCCAUGCUUUGCAAGCUGAGGACGCUCAUCAAGCACUGUUGGAGACUAUGCAAAACAAAUUUAUUGGUUCACCUUUCCUUGCCAGUGAAGAUGGCGUGCUUGGGGGAGUGAUUGUUCUCCGGUCUUGCAAAUGCUCGACAGAACCUGACUCUACACAAAAUAAGCAGAGACUUCUAGUGGAAUUUCUGUGGAGCCACACGACAGAGAGCAUGUGUGUUGGAUAUAUGUCAGCACAGGAUGGGAAAGCCAAGACCCAUAUUUCAAGACUCCCUCCUGGUGCGGUAGCAGGGCAGUCUGUUGCAAUUGAAGGUGGGGUCUGCCGCCUCGAGACCCAGUGAAUGGACCCUUUGGACCAAGCAGGAACAUCUGAGAGGCAUCUUGGAACCCAGGCUUCCUGAGCUUUCCGACUCUAGUUGGAUGCUUCCACUUUCUCCUUUUACACUUCCUUUUACAAUUGUUGUGCACCACCAAGGCACAAGUGCUGCUGUAGCUAGCUUGUAGUGACAUGUGUGGGCCUUUGGCGGCUGGACGCGAUUGCGUGUGUGAGUGUGUGUUUGCACAGAGCAUGUACACUUGCUUCUACCUUGAUGAAACAGUCACUCCUGAUUGUGUAAAUUAAAACAAAAGCGAUAUUAUAUUGUCUAUGAAAUAUGUGCUUUAACUGUUUACAAUUAAACCCUGAAGUUGCAGGAAACAGUUUUGAUUUCAUAAAGAGGUACCAACAGUCGUCAAUGUGUCUCAAAGGAAGAAUCACUCUGCUUGUUUAAAUGAGUGGACAGUGGGAAGUGCUCCAUUUAAUAUAGUAAUAUGUAAUACUUUUUUUAAAAUUUACUACCCAGUUUAAGUGUAUCCUGUGGUGGCUUAAACUGUUCUCAUCCCUCUUGUGGGGCAUUUUUUCUGUAACAAAGAAUGGUUUCAGUGAAACAAUCGAGCAGAGAAUUAGGUCCGAACCCUUUAAAAAGAAUCGUCUUGUUGAUGAAGUUUGUACUGCCUCGCCUUGCACUGUCCGUACUUUAUUAUGCAGCGUGUAUGAAGAGGGCAGGCAGCAAUGCUGUCUUGAAGUUGUGUGCAACUUGUUUACCAUGUACCACUGUAAAUAGUAAAGCAAAGUUUAUGGAAAAAUUCAAUAUUAUCUUUGUUUCUUGUUCAAAUAUAUUUUUAACAUGAAAGCACAAAAAUA